This is a messenger RNA of Bipolaris maydis ATCC 48331, 2393 nucleotides long. RefSeq lists its product as uncharacterized. The record is from RefSeq and is a predicted model, not a curated record. Lineage: Eukaryota; Fungi; Ascomycota; Dothideomycetes; Pleosporales; Pleosporaceae. Gene Ontology annotation, cellular component: ruffle membrane. Gene Ontology annotation, biological process: regulation of ruffle assembly. Gene Ontology annotation, molecular function: phosphatidylinositol binding.
ACCUCCUUCUUUGCUUUUCCCCCGAGCCAUCCACCACGCUUCCAUGCUUUGCAUCCAUGUGUAGUUACACUCGAACCCACCUCUAGCACCUGGCCAGCCUGUGACGUAGUCAGCCCGCCAACAUGGCUCUGUGGUCCAAGACGAAAACCCAGUCCAAAGCCGGCUUCGACAAGGUCUACAACUGGGUCGACAAACUCGGUGCCCCCGUCAACCGCUUGUCCAACAGAGUCGGCGCCGAGGCUUUCUGGCCCACGACUCUCGACAUUGAGUCUGACAAGGCUGCGCGCAUUCUCAAGAGUUUCUGCAAGCAGCCCGCCACCGCCAAUGUGCCCCAAGGGAAGCAGAAAGUGCUCAAGAAAAUCCCGUCCAAGGUCAUACAGAAGGCAAAAGGUCUCUGCAUCUUCACAACCAUGCGGACAGGCUUUUGGGUCUCUGGAUCCGGUGGAGCCGGUAUACUUGUUGCGCGAAAAGAGGAUGGCACAUGGUCACCGCCCUCUGGCAUCAUGAUGCAUACGGUCGGUGUAGGCUUUCUGUUAGGCGUGGACAUCUACGACUGUGUCAUUGUCAUCAAUUCAGACAAGGCAUUGGAGGCUUUCCAGUCGGUGAGAUGCACUUUGGGCGGGGAAAUCAGCGCGGUCGCAGGUCCAGCUGGCGUCGGGGCCAUGCUGGAUACCGAGAUUCACAAGCGCCAGUCGCCCCUCUUCACCUACAUCAAGUCACGUGGAUUCUAUGCUGGUCUUCAACUAGACGGAACCAUUGUCAUCGAACGCACAGACGAGAAUGAGCGUUUCUACGGCGAGCGCAUAGGGGUGAAGGAUAUCCUGGCUGGAAAAGCGCGGCACGUACCUCCAGAGACAAGAAGACUUCUGGAGACACUCAAAGCAGCCCAAGGCGAUACAGACGUCGACGAAUCUUUGAUUCCCGACGAAGCUCCGCCGGGUGACUUUGAGAUCACAGGCCCCGAAGAGAAGACUUUUGGCAUUCCAGACGCUGUUGAUCCCGAUCCAUUUGGUGUGCUUGCGCUACAAGAAGCCGGUCUAGAGAUCAGGGAAGCAGGAACACACAGCCGGCCAUCAAGCGAGCAAUUCGAAUUCAAGCCGAGCCCGACGAGUCCUAUUUACAACACCUUCAGAAACUCCACGUAUCGUAGGAGUAUGGACCGCUCGAGCUUUGCCGGGAGCCGACCGUCGAGCUGGCGAAUGAGUAACAUCAGCAGCGUGUUCGAGCCUCGGGCACCAACGGUCGACAUGAGCACGCAGACCGACGAUCUGCCACCACCUCCCCCGACCAUCAAGAAACCAGCCCCGAAACUACCGCCACGAACAAGCGUCGCACCCACACCUGCUACGCCCACGAUAGAGAUACCCGAGACAACGAUCGAACACCCCACUCCGCCACGGCCAACGAGCGCCGAAAAGAAGCCCGAAGAGGCUACUCCUACAGCUCCAGAACCAGAGCCUCUACCACAGCCUCAACCAAGCAAGGCCAAUGAUGACAAAUCGAGCGGCUCUCCCCGGAAGGAAGUAUCACCUGAUAAUGCAGAUCUUAACAACGAUGACGAGGAUGAUGAUGAUGAUGAUUUUGAAGAGGAACCAGUUGUUCACGAGAUCCAUCAGGCAGCGGCCCCGCAGGCAAUUCGUGCACGCGUCGUCCAAGUGGCGAAGCCCGUUGCCCCGGCCCUGCCUGCCAGGAAUCCCUUCCGCAACCGUAUGUCGACCAACUCGGAUGGAUCACUGAACACAACAUCAGCCAUGCCUUCUCCGACCAUUCCAAAGCAUAGUCCGGAUUCAACUCCUUCCCUCAUGCGCGGAGACUCGACUUCAUCUUUGUCUUCUGUAGAAGACAGCAGGCUCGAACAGAUUGGCAACAGGCUCAAGCCCAAAUACUCCCAUGAGCCGUCGCCAGAAGACAACAAGACAGACAACGCAGCUCUCCAUUCGCCCCCAGAGUCUCCUAUCAAGAGCAUCCCAGGUGGCUUCAACUAAGGCAGUCAUGUUUCUUAUGGUUAUCAGACUUGGUCACGAUAUUUACAUACCGCUCUUUGGUUUUUCUAUUCUCUACUGCAUAGCGGCAUUGUUACCUAUACCCGAAUUACACGCCUGUAGAAGCUUGGUCUGACGGUAUUUAUUGCAUGCUCCUGCCCCUGCUAUCUCAGCUCGACAGCCACGCAUUUGACAAUUGGCCCCUGCUUAUGCAGUUAGAGUGUUAAGGUACCAGCUUGGAACCUGUACUCGCUCUUCAUGCUGAGGGUAUCAUUACUUUCUGUCUUUUACGCCUCACGACUUUAUUGAUAUCCACAUUUUACCGUUCCGAUUCGCUCGCAUAGAGCGUUUUGCUAUAAAAUCUGUAAUUUCUAGCCUAGCAAGGAAAUGGAUUAUUAUUGAUCUUCUUGU